AUGGUGCAGGACCCCAAGAACUGUGUGGAGAACCUUUGUGGUGAGGGUGGAGACAGCAGGUCGUGGCUGUGUAACCCCCAGGACUGUAGUGGAGUCCUCAGAGCAGAACUGCAGCUGGAGCGAGCCUCAUGCUUUGGAUACAUCGAUGUGGGUAAGGCUCAUCAAGAUUGACAACAAAGUCUAUGUAUUAUCUAAAAUCCAGAGUAAACCUACAAUGGGACACUUAUCGUUUUGUUUUGAUGUUCCAUACAAUUGAAUGACCAUUUCCCACCUUGCUGUGUAAUUUGUAGGUAACUGUGGAUCUGCGUUCGUUCAGAUCGAUGUCGGCCGCUCCUCUUGGCCCCAUGACCAGCCUUAUAUCACCCUGUUGCCAACAGCAACCCUGAUGAGUCCAGCAGAAUCGCGACAGGGCACGGGGCGGACAGGAGUGAGAAUGUUCAAGAAAGGUGCGAACAGAUAGGGCUGAGAUCCAUCCAGUAUAUGACAAUAGUAGGAACAUUUUUUCAUGCAAUAUAGAGGAAGGGAAUGAGAAUCAGUGUCCAAAGAUGCUUCUUUAGUAACCCUCCAAAACAAUUGACACCCAUGUCUGUCCGUCGGCCCCCCCCCCCCCCCCACCCAGGUGAUUUCCUGUCAGAAGGUUUUGAGGACAGCUGGGACCGGGUGAGAGUGACCUGCACUCAGCCUUUUAACAAGCAGUCUCAGUUUGGCCUGUCCUUCCUGCGCAUCCGCAGCCCCCUGGAGGAGAGCGAGGAGGGCUCCACACAGACUGGCAAAGAGAACCAGGAUCAGGUGUGUAUAGACUGAGGGCUUGGAAGUGAACUCUUCAGAGAGAACGGUACAGUAAAUCGCAGAGAACACCUCUGGGCCCGGUUUCCCAAUAGCGAUAGAACUUAGGCUUACGAGUGUUUUAACGAUGCAUCUUUCCUACAACGGCCGAAGAUGUAACAUGCGUUUCCCAAAACACCACGCAGAGAGAACGGUCACUAAUUGCGUCGUUGGAGCAUGUGUCAAUACUGAUAGGAUCGAAAGAAAGGGAGCGCUGCUCUCGGGAGAGCUUUCUCCAUUCAAAUCUUACCUUAACAUUAUAAUUAUUUCACAAUACUGACGACGGAACAGCUACUAGAAAGAUAUUACCACCUACGGCUGCAAAUAUUGAGGUGGCUUAUUCUAAUGCUUACCCAAUAAAAAUGCACUAAAACACCAAUUUGGCACAUCAUUGCGCACAUGUUAGACUACACAUCAUGAAAUAUAUUGAGACUUACAGACAGUAGCCUACAAGUAGCAGAAUAUAAAUAAAAUGAUUGAACAUGAGCCUAUAGCUUACUGUUUAUAUUUUCAUUUGAAGUAUAUUUUUAUACAUCGCUUGUUUGUAUCAAUUGCAAAGACAUUGGCAACUUUGUAUUGUAGUCAACUUUUUUCUGAAGUUAUCAGUGGUCACAGAGAGAAAGAUAAACCAUGAGAUUCUAUGUUUAGCGGAGAUCUUCUGUGUAUAAAGGGAUACGGGAGGGCAAAAAAGCAUCUAACAAUGCACUUAGCCGUUCUACAGGUGGUCUGAGGCAGGCGUUAGAUUACAACCAUUUUCAAGUUCAACGUCUGUGCCCUUGAGCAAGGCACUUAACCUCCUGUAAGUCGCUCUGGAUAAGAGCGUCUGCUAAAUGACAAAACCAUUUUUUUUUUAAAGGACAGCAGAGUCCCUGCCCAUCUUCCGAGAAAGUUUGAACCCUACCUCUUCAAAGAGUAUGCUAAAUAAGACAUCUGUCUUAUUCCCCCCACCCAAAAAAAGUUUUUUGUUCUCGUUUUUUUCAAGAAAUCAUAGAAUAGUUUGACAACCCCGUUUGUAAGGUUUCAAAUGAUAUCAAACCCAACCGUUUAUAUUUUUCAGUGAUAAAGACAUGGACGUCUCAUGGUAGGGUGGGGUAUGCAAAAUAAGUAAACUUUGAGCACCUCCGUCUCCUGAAUGUUUUGGCAUUCAGAUCCAAAAAGUCCCUUUCUGACCACUUCCACCAUGGGCAAACAUGUAUGAACGGUUUCGUUCAAAUCAAAAGGGGUGCGGUCAGAAAGUGAUUGAAAUCAUAUGGAACGACCCUAUGGUGAUCGAUUUGGACUGUUAUGAGAUAGGAGUAAGUGUGUUUUUGAGGGUAAAUGUGUGUAUGCUUUGGGAAUAUACAAUAGAUAUGUAUUAUUGGUAAACAUCAGAGGCCAGAAGUGUGUGCUUGUAUUCUCACUCUCCUUUGACCUUCUCUCUAUUCAGACAACCCCAGACAAAUCAGCAUCAGGCGUGAGAGAAUGGCUCUCCAGCCCUGCUGUGCAGAGAACCUUCUUUGGGGGAACGAAAGGGUAAAUAGAGGGAUUUUGAGUUUUGUAUGAGGCACUGUCAAACAAAUUAGACAACAUUUUUAUGAAGACCAUAUUGAAUGAAUAUAUACUUUUACAGAAAAUGACUUACACCUUGGUUUGUCUCCCCCUGCUGUCAGGGAGGGUGUGGUUCUGAGCCGGACAGCUCGUAUGGUCCUCACAGCGUCCCAGGCUGCCAGGCGCUCCCUUCCCCUUCCUUCCACUUCCUUGUCUCCCAGUCGCACAUCAUCCUCCGGCUCUCAGAAUACAACUACCCCUCCCACAGUCAAUGCAGAUGCAGCUACCCCUACCCCCAACCAGGGCAAGCCAGGGGCUCAUCCAGCUACCCCCAACAAAGGCAAGCCACUUGGAAAUACGGGAAAUAUACACCCUCACACAGGUAAACACCUCAGCUCUCAGAAAUACCAUGCAUCAAGCUUGGUAAAUUUUGUUGCCAACACUAAGCUUGACAAAUGAUAAGUUGUGUUAUGUUGUUCAGCUUCAAUGGCUUGUUUAAGCACAGCUCGCAGCUCCAAGGAAAAUACUUCUCAAAGACAGCUGAAGAGAAAACCAAACUCCAAAAGCAGGUAUUCCUCUAUACUCCACCCCAUGGAUCAUUUUGGGAGGGUAAGCUUAUCCUAGAUCUGCACUUAGGGGCAACUUCUAGCUCACAUGCAUCUCUCAGCAUUAAUCUCUGUCCUUUAUCUCCCUCCCAGGCAGAACCAGCUGAAUGGCACCACCUCUAGUAAGCAGGGAAAACCUGCAGUCAGUAUGAGGCCUAUAGCUAUGCUACAGCACACUGCCACAGCCCCUCAUCCUCACCCAUCUCCAGAGCCUCAGGACACUAGUGACCUUGAGACCACAUGCCCAAUAUGUGGAGGUGUGUUUACGUUGGCUUCUUCUAAUCAGUCUGUGCAUGUACUGUAUUGUAUGACAUACUAUAUGUUGAUUCACUUUUACAAUCAACAGUAGUAUUGACACCCGUCGUCUGUUCUCUCUCUUUCUCUAUGCUGCAGUGUUCUUUACUGCAGAGUACCUGCCACUCCACGCCGCCUCCUGCCAGCGGGCGGAGACCAGGAAGCUCCCUGGGGGGAUUGUGACCCCUGUUCCCUGCCCCUUCCCUGGCCCUCCCGCCAGCCCAGAGGAGUCCAUGGUGCCCUGCCCUCUCUGCUCCUUCAGGUUCCCUCUGUCCCACAUCCAGAUGCACGCCAGUACCUGUGGAGACCCCGUGGACCCCCAUGUUAUCUGGGUGGACUAGGAAAUACUGCAUUGUAUAGGAACACGUUUCUGCUUUUAAUCAACGGGCAGUGCAGCAAACGUGGACAAUCUAUUGUUUUUAAUAUACUGUAUGUGUAUUUGUAUUUUACUGACUUGUUCUGUAGCUAUAUGCCUGAAGAAUAAUGAAAAUAAUCUCUCUGCCUACCUCUAUUCCCCACUCUGCUCUGAGUGAUUGGUUCUCUCCUGAGCUCAUUGAAGGCUCAGUUUAUUCUUGCACUGUUUACACAUGCUAUUGAUUACCUAUUAUAUAUUGUAUAGAUUAAACAGCAUCAAUCAUAGACUGUGUUCAGUACAUCUAUUUUCGGGAAGUUAUCAGUCAUAAUUGAAAUGAUCAAUUACAUUUACAGUUGAUUUAUUUUGUCUUGUUUUUUUCACCACUGAAAUUGUUCCACAGGGAACAUUAAUGACUGCUGCUACCUGUUAACAGCUGUCUCACCUGCAGUGUUUCCACUGGGGAGCAUUUCCAGUGAUAAUGUUAAUAGAGGCUUGGUAAGGAAGGCAAGGGCCACUCCCUGGUUUGGGCCACGCCAGGCAUGAAACACUGAAAUAGUUGCUUUGUAAUUAGUCCUGUCCCAGGGGAGUAGAGAUGUGUUAUUUGGUUUGUGGGGAGUCAUUCUAACUAAGCUAACCUGUGUAGUCAGCCGAGAUCACAUUACCACAGUGAGCCGUUCUCGACACACUGAGCCCAAGACAGCAGUCAGCGGACCUCACUGCCGUUCUCCUACCCUCCUCUUAGUCUCAAGAAUAACCAGGGUGCUUGGAUUUCCACCAAUAAUGUGAGGUUAUCUUCACACUAGGGACAACAAUUACUCACUUUCACUGAAGAAACAAUGGAAAACCUCAAGGUUAGUGUAUUUGAAACAAACUUUGCAAAGCAAAGAAAGAUGUGAAACAAUAGAUUGAAAUGUGU
Coregonus sp. 'balchen' is the source of this 4522-nucleotide messenger RNA. The record is from the annotation of a GenBank genome assembly. Lineage: Eukaryota; Metazoa; Chordata; Actinopteri; Salmoniformes; Salmonidae.